AUGUACUCGAGAGCCGCUCGCCGUGGUCUCAAUGGCUCUCUCCCGCGGGCCGCUCGUUCCCAGUCAAACGCCCGGACGGCUUGGCUUACAGACCUCCGGCUCCGGAGCCUGGGGUCUGCCCCCGUGACUCCCGUAACCCUCGCCCAACGGGCAUUCCACUCAAAGUCCAGCGAUCGCUCCGUGGCGGACGCCGCACCCAUCGAGAGGAAGGCCACAUUCGAGAAGAGACAGGAGCCCUCGCCGUUCGAUGGCGUCCGGGAACGCAGGGCCAAAGCCGGCAAACUGAUAGCCGGCGUGGCUGCGGCGUCAGACAGUGACAUGUUCAAGGCUCCCGCCAUUGGCAAGCCUGCAGCAAAGCGCUGGGACCAUCACCUGUCGCCGGAAUCCCUCUCCCGGCACCCUUGCUCCUUGAAACAGGCCGCGCGCCACCUCAAGAAACCGGGUCUUAUCUCUCUCGGCGGAGGGCUCCCUUCGAGCGCCUACUUCCCCUACGCCGAGCUCUCGCUCCGGGUUCCCACGGCCCCGCACUUCUCCGAAGCCGAGACCAUCGCCUCGGGCCAGACCCUCACCGUCGGCAAGUACGACACCCGCGACCCGGAGCAGCCCGGCGCAGAGUACGACCUCUCCAUCGCCCUCAACUACACCCAGUCCACCGGCUCCGCGCAGAUGAUGCGCUUCGUCACCGAGCACACCGAGCUCGUCUACAGCCCUCCCUACGCCGACUGGCAAUGCUGCCAGACCGUCGGCAGCACCGCCGCCCUCGAGCAGACACUCCGUAUGUUCUGCGACAAGGACCGUGGGGACUCGGUCCUCACCGAGGAGUACAGCUUCUCCACGGCACUCGAGACCAUCGGCCCGCUCGGCGUCAAGGCCGUCGGCGUCCCCAUCGACGCCGAGGGUCUGCUCCCCGAGGCCAUGGACGAAAUCCUCACCGGGUGGGACCCGGAGGCCCGAGGCGGCCGCCGGAAACCCCACCUGUUGUACACCGUCCCCUCGGGCCAGAACCCUACGGGCGCGACGCAGUCCGCCGCGCGCAGGCGGGCCAUCUACGCCGUGGCGCAGAAGCAUGACCUGUACAUCAUCGAGGACGAGCCCUACUACUUCAUCCAGAUGCAGCCCUACACCGGCCCGGACGCGCCCUCAGCGCCUCCCCCGGCCUCCGUCACCGAGUUCCUCGGCACGCUGAUCCCCUCGCUGCUGAGCAUGGACACGGACGGCCGCGUGCUGCGGAUGGACUCCUUCUCCAAGGUCCUCAUGCCGGGGUCGCGGCUGGGGUGGGUGACGGCCUCGGCCCAGGUCAUCGAGAGGUUCAUCCGCCACGCCGAGGUCGCCAACCAGGGCCCUUCGGGCCUCUCGCAGAUAGCCGUGUGGAAGCUGCUCGACGAGGCAUGGGGCCACGAGGGGUACCUGCAGUGGCUCAUGAAUCUGAGCACGGAGUACACGAAACGUCGUGACUGGCUCCUGGACGCCUGCGAGAGACAUCUCCCCCGUGCCAUCGUGAGCUGGACGCCGCCUGUAGCCGGCAUGUUUUUGUGGCUCGAGAUUGAUCACUCCACCCACCCGGACGGCCCCUCGCGCCCGCUGCUCGAGAUCGAGGAGGAGAUCUUCAACUCCUGCAUCGACAAGGGCGUCCUCUGCGCCCGCGGGUCGUGGUUCCGCACUGAGCAAGACACGCCGCUCAAGAACCUCUUCUUCCGCGCCACCUUUGCCUCGGCCAGCGAGAAGGACAUGGACGAGGCCAUCCAGCGUUUGGGCGCCGCCAUCAGGGAGAGCUUCCGUCUUUCCUGA
Molecule: messenger RNA, 1788 nt
Organism: Colletotrichum graminicola M1.001
Lineage: Eukaryota; Fungi; Ascomycota; Sordariomycetes; Glomerellales; Glomerellaceae
Product: aromatic amino acid aminotransferase
Exons: 4
Coding region: 1-1788 (595 amino acids)
Biological process (GO): aromatic amino acid catabolic process; L-tyrosine biosynthetic process
Molecular function (GO): aromatic-amino-acid:2-oxoglutarate transaminase activity; pyridoxal phosphate binding; L-2-aminoadipate:2-oxoglutarate transaminase activity
Source: RefSeq, a predicted model, not a curated record